AUCCUACUAAAAAAGAAAAAGAAGAAAAAGAAGACGCGGGAACUGAGUUCGAGCGGAAACAACGAGCGGUCGUGUUUAUAACAUUUUAUAAACCGUUUUAGAAAGCUAUGUCUUGUAGAAGAGGGGCUUUAAUCGUGCUGGAGGGAGUGGACAAGGCUGGAAAAACCACACAGUGUAAGAAGCUAGUUCGUGCUCUGCAGCAGAGUGGGAGACCCGCUGAGAUGAUGAGAUUUCCUGACAGAACAACACAGAUUGGGCAGUUGAUCAGUUCAUACCUGGAGAAAAAGAACAACCUGGAGGACCACACCGUACACCUGCUCUUUUCUGCAAACCGCUGGGAGUUGGUGCCUCUAAUGAAGAAGAAGCUGGAGCAGGGAAUCACCCUGGUGGUGGAUCGCUAUGCUUUUUCUGGAGUGGCUUUCACCAGCGCCAAACCUGACUUCUCUCUGGAGUGGUGUAAGCAUCCUGAUGUGGGUCUGCCAAAGCCAGACCUUGUGAUGUUCCUGCAGCUGAACCCCAGCGUAGCAGCUGAACGUGGAGAGUUUGGAACGGAGCGAUACGAGACCAGCACUUUUCAGCGUACAGUGCAACAGAGGUUCGAACAACUUAUGAAGGACCCGUCAGUUAACUGGAAGGUGAUUGAUGCAGCCAGAAGCAUAGACAUAGUACACAGUGAUAUUAAAGUGCUGUGUGAGAACACAAUCAAUAUGUCUGAGAAUCUGCCAAUUGGAGAACUCUGGAAAUGAACAGUAAGGAGAUUUCCCAUGCAUAUAACAGCAUUUUUAAUCACAGUUGUUCUGUGCAUGGACAUUGCCUGGAAGUAACACUACUUCUUAAAGCCUCCUUUUUAUUAAAAGAAGUAGUCAUCAUUAUUUUAUGUGACCUUACCAUCCACUUAAUUGGGGACACCCAAUUCAUGCAGUUAUGCAAUCAGCCAUUCAUGUGGCAGUAGCACAAUACAUAAAAUCACACCUAUAACAUGUCAAGAGCUUCAGUUAAUGUUGUCUGUGGCAACCUCACGUUCACUCCUGUCAGCCAAGAACUGGAAUCUGAGGCUGUCAUGGGCACAGGCUCACCUAAACAGGACAGUUAAGACAGGUAUAAACUUCAACUGUUCCAUUUGGGUGAGCUUGUGCCCAUGACAGCCUCAGAUUCCUGUGCUUAAGACAGGAGUAAACCUGAUAUGGCCUUCUGCUGUUGUAGCUCAUUCACCUUAAUGUUUUGGUUCAGUGUUUUGUGCAUGCUGAGAUGGUUUUCUGCUCACCAUUCUGUGUAAACUCUAGAGUCUGUUGUAUGUGAAAAUCCCAGCUCAUCAUGAAAUACUCAAACCAGCCCAUCUGGUACAAACAACCAUGCCAUGUUCAGAGUCACAGAACACACUCAAUUCCCCCCCCCAUUCUGAUGUUUGAUGUGAACAGUAACUGCAGCCAUUGCCCUGUAUCUGCAUGAUUAUUUUUUUGCACUGUGUUGCUGCCACAUGAUUGGCUGAUUAGAUAACUGAAUGAAGGUACAGGUGUUCCUAAUAAAGUGGAUGGUGAGUAUAUUUUUAUUCUUUUUUUUUUUUUUUUAUUUUACAAGUGAUUAAAUAAAUAAUCUUAAAAUAAACUUGUGUACAGAUACUUUAAACAUUGAUAAAAUGUACUGUACUACACAAGCUAACCUACUUGGUCUGUAACUUUUACAUCUUGGUUUUCAUUUACAAUUUGCUACAGACAUCAAAGCAGUGUAGGUCAUGAGCAUACUCUGAGCAGCCGUGCUCCUGAUGACCACCAAAAGUGAGUUAUGGCAAAUCUGCAUUAGUGUAGGCGCAUAAAAAGGCACGGUCACUUUCUAACAAAAAGUGUUAAGACUCAUAAUGGAUACACGUUAAGUGUUAAUAUGAACAUACUGAGACUCCUCAGAGCCUGUGAUAAUGAUGACCUCUGACCUCAGGACUCAAAAUGACGCAGAGAGCAGUCAGUGUAGCAGGAAGGUGAGUUUUACACAGGUGACUAUGCCACCAAAUGCCAGGCAGGCCUCAUGUCAGUGGUAUUACUCCUCUCUGCGAGUGUGGCACUGAGCACAGUAUGAUGAACAAUCACUGGCUCUCAUCCUCACAAAGACAGGAUCUCAAACUCCUCAUCUUCAGAGUCAAAGAAACGCUCAAGCCGGUCCGAGUCUGAGAAAUCUGCAAAGCAUAAUUCAUCCAUACUCAAAACCUGGUCAUGCUCAAAAUCAGUAUCUUUACACUGUAGUUAUUCAUUUUACAUGAAUACAGUUGGGAAGGCAGCUAUUAUGCCACAAACAGAUGGGCUUACCAGGAGUGAGAUUAAUGGCUUCAGUGCUGAUUAGAUGUGAUGGCUGACUAUCUACAAGUUCGAACAUGGGAAGACCUCCUCUACAGCAGGAUAACUGCCGAAGAAGAAAAAGCGCUAUUUGACAGAAAGGCUCACAGAAAUAACCAACACUAGGCCUGAACACACAAUGCAUACUCACUUUUCGAAUAUGUGCACACCAAUCAUCAAAGUCGUCCUCUGUUUGACAGAAAAAUCCCUGAAACAAAAAAUUGAUCUGGCUUGAUCUUGCAGAGCUACAUACUGAAUAUUCUGAAGAAAUACUCCUGUCGUCAUCAAAGGUCACUGCAGUGACAUGCUAUGUCCAAAAUGACAUACGACCAUGACAAAAUAGUGGGCUUUGUUUUCUGCAUUUUCCAUGUGUUUCAUUAAUUAUUACAAAUAACAUUUCUCAUUAUAACAUACAGUGGCAAGAAAAAGUAUGUGUACCUUUUGGAAUUUCAUGGUUUUCUGAAUAAAUUUGUCAUAAAAUGUGAUCUGAUUUUCAUCUAAGUCAAGGGUAUUGACAAAUAUAAUGUGUCUAAAAUAAGAACAAAAAAAUUCUGAUCUUUCAUGUCUUUAUUGAGAACAACCCAAAAAACCUCAUAAUGCUUGUGGAAAAAGUAUGUGAACCCUUGAGUUAAUGACCUGAAAAAAGCUAACUGGAGUCAGGUUUUAGCACACCUGGAGUCUCGUUAAGAAAAUGAGUUUGGAGGUGUGGACUACAGCUGCUUUGACUGAUAAAAACCCCUCAAACUUUUGGAGUUUGCCCUGCACAAGAAGCACAUGCUUAUGUGAGCCAUGCCUCACCAAAAAGAGCUUUCAGAAGAUCUACGAUCAAGAAUUGUUGAUUCACAUAAAGCUGGCAAGGGUUACAAAGUGAUAUCAAAGACUUUAGAAACAGUUAGGAAAACAUUUUACAGAUGGAGACACUUUGGGACUGUUGCUACUCUACCAAGAAAUGGGCGCUCAGUCAAAAUGACACCAAGAGCACAACGAAGACUUAACGAGGUAAAGAAACAACCUCAAAUAACAGCCAAACAUUUGAAGGCAUCAUUAGAACUGGCUAACAUCUCUGUUCAUGAGUUUACAAUAUGUAAAACAUUGAACAAGCAGGGUAUCUACUGCAGGACACCACGAAGGGAGCCACUGCUUACUAAAAAGAACAUUGAUGCAUGCCUGAAGUUUGCAAAAGAGCACAUUGACAAUCCACAGCGGUAUUGGUAAAAUGUUUUGUGGACUAAGAUUGAUGAAACUAAGAUUGAACUAUUUGGAAAAACCACACAGCACGGCAUAUCAUCAUGAAAACAUCAUCCCAACCGUAAAGUAUGGUGGAGGAAACAUCAUGACUUGGGCCUGCUUGCAAUCAUUGAAGGGAAGAUGAAUUCCCAAGUAUAUCAGACAAUUCUUCAGGAUAAUGUGAGAAUGUCUGUAUGUCAGUUGAAACUGUGUAGAAUCUGGGUGAUGCAACAGGACAACGACCCAAAAUACCGGAGCAAGUCCACAACAGAAUGGCUUCAGAAAAACAAAAUCCGCCUUUUGGAAUGGUGAAGUCAGAGCCCAGACCUCAAUCCAAUAGAGAUGCCAUGGAAUAAUUUGAAGAGAUCCAUACACAUAUGACGAAAGAAUAUGUGAAUAUGACGGACCUAAAGCAGUUCUGCCAGGAAGAAUGGGCUAAAAUUCCUCCUGAACGAUGUGCAGGUCUGAUCCACAGCUACAGGAAGCGCCUGGUUGAGGUUAUUGCUGCCGGGGGGUCAACCAGUUAUUAAUUCUAAGGGUUCACUUACUUUUUCCACUGCCAUUUUGAAUGUUGAAUGAGUGUGUUCAAUAAAGACAUGAGGGAGCAGAAUUUAUUUUGUGUUAUUAUUUUAGACACAUCAUAUUUUAGACACAUCAAGUCAAUACCCUUGACUUAGAUGAAGAUCAGAUCACAUUUUAUGACAAAUUUAUUCAGAAAACCAUGAAAUUCCAAAAGUUUCACAUACUUUUUCUUGCCACUGUACUGUGGCAACUUUAACCCUCUUACCCCUAAGUUCCCACAGUAUUAUGUCCCAUAACCCUAUAUUCCCCAGAGAAACCGCACGCCUACCCUGAGUUCAUGGGCCAAAAUCAACAUUUUAAUUUUAACAUUUUUAGGUUUGAAACAACUUAUAAUAAUGUAUUUGUGUAAUCUUACUUUGAAAAUGAAGCAGUUCAGUGUUUUUACUAAACUUAGAGCACAAUUCUUAACUAGACAAAUUACGAAAAAUGCUCGCUAAAAUCCUUAUACUCAUUUAGAAGUACCAUACGAGCAUCAGCGUGGUCAAUGCCUUUGAAUAAAUUCAAGUACAUAAAUAGUUUCUGGUGAUAAUCAGACCAGCAGGUAGUGUUUUCAUGAAUGCACAGAGAUGGUCAGGUUAUGACUCCAGACCCCUGCAGUGUCAGUCGCACUGGUUGAUACUGAAGAUGAAGACGGAUCAGGGUCUGAAUCAGGCGAGUUUGGGUCACUAUAAGUUUCGGUUUCAACAUCGUCUGAACUUUCAUUGCUGUCACUAUCUAGAAUCCUCGCUCUCACCUGCGUAACUGUGUAUGUUUUCUUUUUUUUCCACUGUUUUAGAUGUACCUGUGUUCACUGUAGGUGUAACUUUAGCUGGAACACGAUUAGCUUUUUGCUUUGGCAUUUUUAUUUCACUUCUACUAUUACACCAAUAUUCACGCUUGGAUCAGCUUCAUCGUAAUGCCGACGUAAUCACGUUGUAACGUCAUGACGUCAUCAACCUUCCGGGUCAGAAAAUAAUAAUUAAAUAAGUAAGGAAUCAUAACAGAGUAAUGCUGGUAUACCAGCCUUACGGGGAUAACGUUUACACUGUAAAGCCGCUAUAUCGGCCUUACGGGGAUUUGGCAUAGACGACCAAGCCGGUAUUUCUUCCUUACAAGAAUAGAUCAAAGAUGGGCAAGCCAGUUUUUCGGCAUACGAGGUAAGAGGGUUAAGAAAUCAUUAACCAGCAGAAAAAAACACUUAGGCUUUCAUCUUGGUAAAAACAGUCAGUUUGCCAAAAGAUGUCUAAUACCAUCAAUCCAUCCAUCCAUCUUCUACACCGCUUAUCCUUUUCAGGGUCACGGGGAAACCUGAAGCCUAUCCCAGGGAGCAUCGGGCACAAGGCGGGGUACACCCUGGACAGGGUGCCAGUCAAUCGCAGUGGAUGUCUAAUACCUUGCUAGUGAAAUGUGAUUUCCUCACACAGGCUUUGAUCAAGUUGUUGGAUAACUAAGCAAAAUAGAUACAAGCUGAAUUGAUUCAGUUUGUAAUCAGAUAUUGGCGCUCAGAUUACUAUGAUGCUCCUGCACUGGAGUCGAAAUAAAGUAUUUAAAUGUAAUUUUUCUCCCUUUUAGAAACUUUUUUUAACUAUAUAUAAAAGUACUUGCACACGUAUCAAAAUAGCUUUAUUUAUAACAUUUCGGUCCCAUGACCUUCACCAGGCAUAUACAUUCUGUUCAACUCUCUCCCAUUUAAAAUCAACAGGUGAACAAUAUGACGCUUAGUGGUUAGCACGUUCGCCUCGCACCGCCAGGGUCGGGGGUUCGAUUCCCACUAUGGCCCUGUGUGUGCGGAGUUUGCAUGUUCUCCCCGUGCUGCAGGGGUUUCCUCCGGGUACUUCGGUACUACAAAGACAUGCAUGGUAGGCAGAUUGGCACGUCUAAAGUGUCCAUAGUAUAUGGAUGGGUGUGAGAGUGUGUAUGUGAUUGUGCCCUGCGAUGGACUGGCACCCUGUCCAGGGUCGUGCCCGAUGCCCUGUCCACCUUGUGCCCAAUGCACCCUGGGAUAGGCUCCAUGUUCCCUGUGACCCUGAAAAGGAUAAGCGAUACAAGUGAUACAGAAAUGCUGUCACAGAGAUGAGAGUUAUUUUGGAUUGUUACUCUUCAGACUUUAUCAACAGGGGCGCACAGCGGCCUCACACCGCCAGGGUUGGGGGUUCGAUUCCCACCUUGGCCCUGUGUGUGCGGAGUUUGCAUGUUCUCCCCAUGCAGCGGGUACUCCGGUUUCCUCCCCAGUCCAAAGACAUGCGUGGUAGGCGGAUUCACAUUUCCAAAGUGUCCGGAGUGUAUGAAUAAGUGUGUGAAUGUGUGUGCAAGGAAGGGCAGCGUUCAGGAUCAUACUGCUGAGUGGCUAAUCCUUCCACCACGAUGGUUCCACUAUGAAGUGGAACCCCAAAUGUGAUGCAAUAGAGUUAUGUAAUUUUGAAAUUUUUGAUGGAACCCUUUUAUAUGAUGUGGUUACAAUUAUGUAUUAUUGCAGUGAUUGGUCAUCUGUUGAUUUUAAAUGUGUGUUGAACAGAUUGUUUGUUUAUGCCUGAUGAAGGUCAUGGGACUGAAACGUUGUGAAUAAAGCUAUUCUGAUACGUGUGCAAGUACUUUUAGUGUGCGGGAUUUUUUUAGUUUUUGAUUUUUGACUUGGUCUGUGGUCUUUUUUCGUAUGCACCUAUCUAAUCACCUGCAGGUGUGUGAGGAUAAUUGUUGACUGAAUACUAAUAUAAAAAUAGGAAAUGUCACCAGGUGAAGGGUAGACAACUGGGAUUGAGUUACUCACGACAGCUAUGGAUGGGUCGAGCUCACAGAUGUGCAUGCGACACGGUGGGUGCUGGCAGUGAUAAGAGUCAUCCUGAAUCUCUCCGUUUUCAAACGGCUCCACAGCCGGCUGAGUUGUAUGGGGGUCCAGGUAUAUGAGCUCCUCACC
Molecule: messenger RNA, 7026 nt
Organism: Ictalurus punctatus (channel catfish)
Lineage: Eukaryota; Metazoa; Chordata; Actinopteri; Siluriformes; Ictaluridae
Gene: dtymk
Product: deoxythymidylate kinase (thymidylate kinase)
Exons: 5
Coding region: 108-746 (212 amino acids)
Biological process (GO): dUDP biosynthetic process; dTTP biosynthetic process; dTDP biosynthetic process
Cellular component (GO): mitochondrion; nucleus; cytosol
Molecular function (GO): ATP binding; dTMP kinase activity
Source: RefSeq, a predicted model, not a curated record